CUGUUUAUUGACUAUCUCAGCUCCAAAGAUGUUCAAAAAAUUAAAUUCUUUGAUGAAGCAGGGAUAAAAAUCCCAAAUGUCGGAACACGCUUAUAUGGAAAUUCUCCAAUCGGCGAAAGAUGCGUGGAAGUUGUACGAAAAAAAGAGAACCCAAACACAACUUUAAAUAUGUUAGUAUUCCUUAAUGGAGUUGAAUACUUCAACCUUAUUGAUGGGGCGACAAAUACUGCGGAAUUUUUUAACUUUUUUGAUGAGGCUGCAGAUGCCACAGACCUGACUACACUACGCCCUGUUUUGGAAAUUGGAGACAUAAUUGUGAUGGACAACCUAAUUGUGCAUCACUAUGAUGGCGGAGAGAUUCUAGAAGAUUUUCUAGCAGAUGCCGGAAUUGAACUUCUUUAUACGCUUGUAUACUCCCCGGACCUUAACCCAAUAGAAAUGUGCUUUAACAAAGUAAAGACGUCGUUAAACCAUGAGUAUAAUGAUUUAGUUCACAAUAAUGUCAAGUUGGCUGGCUCAUAUGCAGUUGAAACUAUUACAAGGGAUGACAUGCGAGGAUUUUACAAUCAUACAUCUUAUCUAUUUAGCGUUUAA
Paramuricea clavata is the source of this 594-nucleotide messenger RNA. NCBI's taxonomy places the organism in Eukaryota, Metazoa, Cnidaria, Anthozoa, Malacalcyonacea, Plexauridae. The record is from the annotation of a GenBank genome assembly.